This is a messenger RNA of Cavia porcellus (domestic guinea pig), 4891 nucleotides long. RefSeq names its product IQ motif containing H (gene Iqch). The transcript has 23 exons. The record is from RefSeq and is a predicted model, not a curated record. Bases 619 to 3792 code for a protein of 1057 amino acids. NCBI's taxonomy places the organism in Eukaryota, Metazoa, Chordata, Mammalia, Rodentia, Caviidae. Gene Ontology annotation, molecular function: protein binding.
CCGGACGCGCGUGGCGUCGGCCUGGGAACAGUGCCCCCACCAGCACGCCAAGGAUUCAGUAUCCGGAAGCUGCGCCUCUGCCUAGCCAUGGCCCAGGAGACUGAAAACAGUGAUCCUGUCGGAUCCAUCUUACUCCAGAGCAGAUAAAAAAGCAACCCACCAACCAAACCUUGAGAAUUCUGAAGAGUAAUCUAGUUUCAUCCCUUCCAGCAAUGGAGAGACAGAAUUCCAGAAAGAUGUGCAGUGCUACAGAUACUAGAUGGGAGAAAGUCAUCACACUGAAAGGGGAAACCCACACAUGAGUACCUAAGAAGGAUGUUGCCCUGGAACUGCCUCUUUGUAUUUCCAGAUGUUUUCAAGCAAUUGUUACAUUGGCUUGCAGUAGUCAUUUGGACAAAACAACAGAGAGAAGUACAUCUUCACUUAGUACCUACCAGCAAGCAGUAGAUGUGUUCAGACCCCAAUCUGUGGGGCCCAAAGGCUUCAUGUGACAAUUUGUGUACAGAGUACAAUGAUUGAAUGUGUCUGCCAGGCUGCAGUGCCCAUCACCGAGAAAACGCAAAUUCUGAUAUUUUGAAUCUGUGGGAGCGUUCCUGAGCAAUCUGUAAGGCGGGCUGGAUGAAGGUGGUCCAGUAUCCUCACAGAGAAAAGGUCCAAGAAGACCUUUAUGAAUUGAAGAAGAAAUUAAUGAAAUUUCCAUGUGAGGAAAAAGGAAAGACACUAGAUAUUCAGCAUCUUGAAACAGCAAUUCGAAGGACAGAAAUGGGGUUAAGAAUUCACAUUCGGAAAUAUUUAGAUGAUGUAAACCAUCGUGUGUUAAUGACUUCUGUUGAUGAGAACUUACAUUCUCCUAUAGCUUCAAAAUGGUUGUUUCCAACUGUAAUUGACCAGAAGUUAUUUGUUUUUCCCCUGGAAUCUGAGCAUAAACUUCGGCGACUCCCAAAACAGCAUAGCUCACUUCCACAUAUGAUUUCAAGAGCAAAGCAAAAGAUAGAGUUGAAUGUAAAAAUCAUGCAAGAUCCUGAAAACACACAACACAGAGCUGCUGUAAAUGCGAACUAUGGAAUCAGUUUGCCACACAUUAAUCAGAGAAAAGCACGUGUGAGUGUUCAGAAGUUAAUAAAAGGCUCCACCGUAUCCAACCUCACAGUGCUGCCGUCUUCUUUCCGCUCUGAUCCCUGCUUUGUCCCAGUCCCGGUCCUACAGAAGGAUGCCAGUAAAGGAAUUUUAAGUAUGAUGGAGCGGGGACUGAUUCCCCCAACGGCCAGGAUUACCUUUCAGAAUCCACCCAUUACGCCCAGGGCAGCUCCUCUGCACAGUUUCAACGAAGCACAUAAGAUUGCACCUACAAUGCCCAUCACUGUACCUGAGAAACCAGUGCUGGCUCCAGCUCAAGAAGUGACGCCUGAGAAACAAAAAUCAAAGGGGAGAGGCAGAAGGUCAAGAGGACAACACGAAGGGAAGACCAUGAAAAUCACAGCUCCUAGAGCUUCCAAGUCAUCAUGGGAUUAUGAUUUUUCUAUUCUUAAUGGCGUCAUAGACAAGACAGCCCCUGACUUCUUAGCAUUCAAGGAACAUUUUAGCUUAACUUGGGGGAGCAUUUUCUCCCUCUUAGAAUACAUCGAGAAGUUUCUCAGGGACUAUGCCAUCCCAGAAGUCAAAAUAAAAGGGAGAAGUCUGGUGGCCCUCCUUCCGGAGUUUGAGCUGACGAAUAAACUUACCCGCUGCCAGCUUCUCUCCGUGUUAGAGAACCCAUUUCCAGUCCAGAUGUUGUUAAGCCUCCCCGGACAGAGAUAUAAGGGCCAAGGCGGGAAGUCAGAGGCUGCCAGCAAGAUCCAGGCCACAUGGAAGUGCUACCGGGCACGACAGUUCUUCAUCACUUACCGCCAGCAGAAGUGGGCAUCGGGCGUGAUUGCCAUCGCGUGGCUUUUGCACUGCCACAAGGCUCGACUGAAGCAGACCUUGAAGGAAUCGCGUCAGAGACACCUGGAGAAUUUCCGCAUCCGAGCCAAGCAUCUGGCAGCCAACUGGAAUCGCAUCAGGACCUCCAGGAGGACUAUUAUCCAUAUCCCAUCAUUAGGAUAUUCCCAGCCUGUGCGAGAACAUAUUGGUGAUUUUGGCACGCAACAGAAUAUGCAGCUGGGGAGGCUGUGUGACAUCUUAGAUGACAAUGUGAAUAUCAUCUACAUCUGCUCCCAUCACAUGAAUGACGAGUUAAUGCUGUAUUACAAUAAAAUCCUAAGUCUACAUGCAGCUGUCAAAUCAGGAAACCUUGAGGACAGAAGUGACCUGCAGCACAGGUUCAAAAUUAUCACCCCUGAAGCUGUAAACUUCUUCACUACUCAUCAUAUGUGCCUGGCCACUCACCUGAUGUACAGUCCCAAGGCAAUCAAAAGAAUAAAAAAUCUCAUCCAAGGCACGGAGGCCUACAUCGUGGGCGGGUUCCUCCACAGAGAUGAUUUAGCCGUGGCUGAUAUGUUAAAUGUACCCAUCCUGGGCUCAGAGCCUGAACUGGUUCAUCUUUAUAGUGCCAAGUCUGGAAGUAAACAGGUCUUCAACAGUGCCAAUGUGCCAAUCCCUCCUGGAAUAUAUGACAUCUAUAGUUAUCAACAGAUGAUAGAACAGCUGAGCCAGGUGGUGACCGACCACCUGCAAAUCCAGCGCUGGCUCUUUAAAAUGAACUUGGAGUUUGGAGGAAACGGGACUGCAUUUUGUGACAUUCCUUCACACCUGCAGUGCUACAAGUGGGCACUCAAGGAGAACAACAGAUACAGCUGCGAAGACUGGAGAAAGAAGUGGGCACAUGAGCCAGCUUUGGUGAAGAUCUCCGAGGAGCUGGCGGGCAUUUUAGCACAGCACGCGCAGCCAGUCAAUGAGAAACGGUUCCCAACGUGGAGGAAAUUCCUCCAAACAUUUCUCAUUCAAGGGGGCGUGAUCGAAGCCUUCCCGCCAGCAGACAGUGUCACCAACCUGACAGUAGAUAUGCUCAUUGAGCCCAGUGGAGAGAUCCAGGUGCUGUCAACAGGGGACCAGUUCCAUGCAGAAGGCCCCUUCAUUUCUUCUGGUACCACCGUGCCCCAGGCCUCAGUGGACCCUCAAGUUCUCAGUUCUCUCUGCCUCCAAAUCGGAAAGGCCUGCCAAGUGAGAGACGUGGUUGGUUACCUUUCUAUAGAUUUGGUGACUUUCAUUGAUCCAAGGACCUUGGAACAGCAGGUAUGGGCAACGGGCCUCAACCUCUCAUAUAGUGACCAGCUGGCUCUGACUCAGCUCACCCUCUACUUGACAAAUGGCCAUCUGGAUUGUGGAUUGAGCACCCUUGAAGUGCCCCGCUUUGUCCCAAAGAAAAAAACAAAAGCCAAGUGCCACAGCAUCCUGCCAGUGCCGUCACAGGAAACCAGUCGCUAUGCAGUGAUGACCACCCAGCUGAAGCAUAACAAUCUCUCACUGGUUUUCCACUAUGUUUUCCUCCAGAUGUGCAAGGCACAUGGCAUUGGUUAUGACCUUGAGGACAGACAAGGAACUGUAUUUAUAUUAUACGAACACCUGAAGAGAGACAAGUUGGGCAUGUUAACAAUCGGUGUGGAUCUCCAGGGGGUCCUCAUGACCUUUGCUCGCAAUCUCUUCAUCAUCCAUCAAGAAAUAUCAGCACCUAAUAUGCAAGGCGAGACCAAUUUUAAGACCACCAUUGAUGAUAUCAAGACUAUUCUAGGAGUAACAAAGGAAAACAAAAUGAGAUUUGAAGAAGAACUACAGUCCAAGGAUGAUAAAAACCUCUCUAUGAAUGAUAAGUGAUUCUGAAACACAUUACAAUUUGGGAAUCACAGUCCAGAGCAAGAAAUGGCAAUACUCCUUCUGGUAUUAGGAACAAAAGAGGUGGUGGGUGGAAUGAAUUUUAUUUGCUAAGGCAUGAAGCAGAACAGGUUAAAAUGGAUUUUCUUUUUGAAAAUGUAUUAAGUGUCCUUAUUUUAUUCAUUAAGCCAAAAUUUAGGGGUGUUUUUACUCAGUAAUGUUAAUCCCUUUCCAAAGAAAAAUAUUCUGAUAAAAGAACAAAUUACAACUGUAACCCAUAUCAUUUCUACAUCUAUUUCUCUAUAAGCUUCACAAUUAUAGAGUUCUUGGAGUUUUUUAAAUGUUUAUGAAGUUUUCUCCUAUUUCUAAGAGUAAUUUAUCAUCUGCAUUAAAACACUGAAUAAAGGCAGAGUCUCUAUUUGUCAAACCACAAUGUCCUUUUUUCUAAGACACACUCAUUUAUGUGAAAUUUUAAGUGAUUCUUUAUCACUUUCUGUAUGUUUAUUGUACCAAGCCUCUACUGUUAGUUGCUACUGUCGAGAAGCAGAGGAAGCCAACCUCUAGCUAGCCAAAGCAGCAGAAUGUGUCUAGGUGGCAGUAUCUGCUCUUAGUUUAAAAUACAGUGUAACUCAAGCUUUGAGCUUGGAUAACCAUUUCUCCUUCUCUGGUUCUCUGCAUUUAAUACUGCACUAGGAUUUUUACAGGGUGAAUUCAACAGUACUUUUUAAAGGGGAAUAUUAAUGUUAUGCAAUGCUGACACCGCAUCUGCUGCAUGAUUGUCCAAAGUAUUUCUACAUCAGCUUCACCAACAUGAAAUAUGCAAGGUGCAGCACCAAAUCACAUUUGGUAUAAAGAAUAACAUUCGAAUCUAUAAAAAUACUUGACUGUAUUGGGACAAUGAGUGUUUUUCAAACUAUGGAAUUUCAAUAAAUUUUUAACUGUGCUUCGGCUACAGGCUAAGAGUUUCUGCAACAAACAUUAACAGUUCUCUGUGUUGGUUUUUGUUCCACCAUAGUUGCAAAUACAUUAAUUAGCCAGGUUUCCUGCCUGUGUAGGUGCAAAGGUGACCUCUUUUUCUUGCCAGUUUUGUCCUAUCCAUAGA